GGCGGCCCCGGGGAAGGCUUUGACGUGGCAAAGACAGGUGAUGCCCGAAUUGGGUUUGUGGGUUUUCCAUCAGUGGGGAAAUCUACUCUUCUAAGUAAUCUGGCUGGUGUUUACUCUGAAGUGGCAGCAUAUGAAUUCACUACCCUGACUACUGUGCCUGGAGUCAUUAGAUACAAAGGAGCAAAGAUACAGCUACUUGAUCUCCCAGGAAUUAUUGAAGGUGCCAAAGAUGGUAAAGGCAGAGGACGGCAAGUCAUUGCGGUUGCUCGAACCUGCAAUCUCAUUCUUAUUGUUCUGGAUGUACUGAAACCCCUUGGUCACAAGAAAAUAAUUGAGAAUGAACUGGAGGGAUUUGGAAUUCGUCUGAAUAGUAAGCCCCCCAAUAUUGGCUUUAAGAAAAAGGAUAAAGGAGGCAUUAACCUUACAGCCACAUGUCCUCAGAGUGAGCUGGAUACUGAAACAGUGAAGAGCAUCCUAGCAGAGUAUAAAAUUCACAAUGCUGAUGUCACACUGCGCAGCGAUGCCACUGCUGAUGACCUAAUUGAUGUCGUUGAAGGGAACAGGGUUUACAUCCCAUGCAUUUACGUCCUGAAUAAAAUUGACCAGAUUUCCAUUGAGGAACUAGAUAUUAUUUACAAAGUACCCCACUGUGUCCCAAUAUCUGCUCAUCAUCGCUGGAACUUUGAUGAUCUGCUGGAGAAAAUUUGGGAUUACUUGAAGCUAGUACGAAUCUACACCAAACCUAAAGGGCAGCUCCCAGACUACACCUCUCCUGUGGUACUACCUUACUGCAAGACCACAGUGGAGGAUUUUUGCAUGAAGAUCCACAAAAAUCUCAUUAAAGACUUUAAAUAUGCGCUGGUCUGGGGUUCAUCUGUUAAACACAACCCUCAAAAAGUUGGUAAAGACCAUACUCUUGAAGAUGAGGAUGUUAUUCAGAUUGUGAAGAAAUAAAGUUGUUCUCACA
Molecule: messenger RNA, 967 nt
Organism: Charadrius vociferus (killdeer)
Lineage: Eukaryota; Metazoa; Chordata; Aves; Charadriiformes; Charadriidae
Gene: DRG1
Product: developmentally regulated GTP binding protein 1
Exons: 8
Biological process (GO): cytoplasmic translation
Cellular component (GO): cytoplasm
Molecular function (GO): GTP binding; GTPase activity
Source: RefSeq, a predicted model, not a curated record